This is a messenger RNA of Quercus robur (English oak), 1689 nucleotides long. Its product is annotated as F-box/LRR-repeat protein At3g26922-like. Gene Ontology annotation, molecular function: protein binding. NCBI's taxonomy places the organism in Eukaryota, Viridiplantae, Streptophyta, Magnoliopsida, Fagales, Fagaceae. The record is from RefSeq and is a predicted model, not a curated record. The transcript is spliced from 5 exons. Bases 61 to 1593 code for a protein of 510 amino acids.
UUGUAUGUGUAUAAAAGCAAACCCUGGUGUGUACGUGUAUUUGUAUUUAUAUUUAUCUGUAUGUCGGCUGUGGAGGACAUGAAGAAUAAUAAGAAAAGGAGUGGGAAUUUUGCACGAGAUCGAGGCUGCACACUCAAUAUGCUCAGUUUAACAAAACUAUCGCUCAAUCUUAUGCAAAAUAAACGUGUUGGGAUCAGUAGGAAAAAAAGAAAGUGUCAACGUCAAGAUCCCUCCUCAAAGGACUGGAUCAGUGACUUGACAGAUGAAAUCCUCAUUGAUAUUGUGUCAUUAUUGCCAAUGAAAGAAGCUUUGAAUAUCAGUAUUCUUUCAAAAAGGUGGAGGCAUAUUUGGAGGUCUACUGUUAUUUUGAAGUUUGAUGGUUCAAACAAGUUGCCUUCCUCUAUUUGGAAUAAAAAAAGUCUACAAAGACUCGCCUUUGUAACAUGGGUGGAUAGAGUUCUAGACUCCCAUUAUGGUUCUGUGGUAACAGAAUUUAGUGUUUGUUAUGCCCUAAAUAAAAGGGCUGCUUGUCAUAUCAAUCAAUGGAUUUCUUUUGCUGUAGGGAAAAAAGUUCAAAGGCUUGAGCUAAAGUUGGAAUAUAAAAAUUCUUCCUUCUCUGGAUUGUACACCUUCCCAUCUUCUAAAUUCAAAGCCGAAGAAGCGUCAUCUAUAAAACACUUGGCUUUAAAUGCAUGCCGAGUGUAUUCUCCUGGGUUUGAUAGUUUCAGAUCUCUUAUAACUCUUUCUUUGGAUCAUGUGGUUUUAACUGACAUUGUCUUCAACAACAUUUUUUUGAAUUGUUCGCAUCUUGAGCAUGUUAGUGUUGUAGAAGCCAGGGAGCUGGUUAAUGCAAGAGUUGUUGGACCAAAUCUACCUUUGAAACAUUUAAAGUUGUGUAUUUGCGAUCAGUUGGAGAGUAUUGAGAUAUGUGCAAUGAAUCUUGUGAUAUUUAUAUAUAAAGGCAAACCAAUAAAUCUGUUCCUUAGGAAUGUUCCAAUGCUACGGGAGAUCCAGUUUUUUGCCAGUGAUGUAAUGAUUAAUGAUACAAUAGCUUCUACUCUUAGCCAAGUUGUUUCGCUUGAAACUUUAGCCUUGUUUUGCGAGAAUGUGUGGAACGAAACCAAAGAACAUCUUGAGAUAAAAUCAAGAGUGUUUCCGACCUUUUUUAAACUUAAAGUUUUGGUGUUGACGGUCAGGACAUUUUCUUGGAGUGGUUACAUUGGAUUUCCUUCUCUUCUAAGGGCAUGUCCAUUAUUGCAGAGAUUAGGGAUGCAUUUUGACUUUCGCCGUAUGGAUCUUGAAUUUCGUUCAGAUGAAAUGAGGACGAGCCCAGAAAGUCGAUGCCAAUUCCUUAAAGAGGUUGAGCUGAGUGGGUUUCUUGGUCAGAAAUUUGACAUGGAGCUGGCUGUGUAUCUUAUAAAGGCCGCUGUUGUGUUGCAAAGAAUGACCAUACGUAGCUAUUGUAGAUAUUUCACUUCAAGGGGAUGGAGAGAUUGUCAGAUAUGGGAGCCAGAGGAAAUCGAGAUGAUUAGAGAACGUGCUGCACAGCUCCACAAAGAGAUGCCUCCAACAGCUAAAUUGGUCAUCCUUUGAAUUAUUAUAAUUAUUUAUAAAGCAGUUGAACUUCUUUUGUUACUGUGCUUUUGAUAAAUGAAGAUUAAAUGGUACAUGUAGCUUGUAGCUGUAGGA